Messenger RNA from Phalaenopsis equestris, 927 nucleotides. RefSeq lists its product as uncharacterized. The record is from RefSeq and is a predicted model, not a curated record. NCBI's taxonomy places the organism in Eukaryota, Viridiplantae, Streptophyta, Magnoliopsida, Asparagales, Orchidaceae. The transcript has a single exon. Bases 1 to 927 code for a protein of 308 amino acids.
AUGAAGGAAACACUUCGAGUUAAAGAUGAAGAACUUCAACAAUUAGCCAAAGAAUUACGUGCAAGAGAUUCAACCAUACGUGAGUUAGCAGACAAGUUCACUGAGACAGCUCAAGCUGCUGAAGUAGCUGCAUCUGCAGCUCUUGCUAUGGAUAAAGAGAGGAGACUUGCUUCCAUAGAAAUUGAACAACUGACCAAUGAUUCAAAUAAGAAACUUCAAGAAAUCAUUUUUAAGUUAAAAGAAUCUGAAGAAAAGGUUGCAACAUUUAGCAGAGAUAGAGAGAUCCUGUUCAAGAAGAGAGACUCUGCUCUUCAAGAGGCAUAUUUUUGGCGUUCUAAGCUCGUAAAAGCUAGAGAACAUGAUGUUUUAUUAGAAGCGAUUGUAGUUCAAGUUGAAGAAAGGACCAGGGUUUCACAGGUAGAUGCAGAAGCUAGGUUAAAAGAUGUCGCUGAAAAAACAUUGUUCGCUGCAAAAGAAAAAGAAGAUCUGUUAACAUUUGUGACUGCUUUGCAUUCUCAAGUUCAAGGGCAACAAAGUUUUACAAAACAAGUGCUGGAAGAGAAACCCGAGUCAACCUCAGGCUUCAUCAAAACGGUGCCAAUGACGAAACAUGCAGACUUGGAAGACGAUGUCGAUAAAGCUUGCUUAAGUGAUUCAAAACUCAUUCGGGUUUCUGGUGACAACAUGCAAUUGACUAGCAAUGGUGUCGAUAUUCGUACCAUUGUCAUUCCUCAUAACCCUGUGUUUCAUGGGAACACUAAGCAUUUCAACAUCAAGUUAUUUUUUCUAAGAGAAGUGCAGAAAGAAGAAUUUGUGAUUCUGGUUUACUGCAAAUCUGAAGAUCAGUUGGCAGAUUUGCUUACAAAGUCACUUCCUAUCAGCAAGUUUAAGAAUCUAAGGCAGAAACUUGGUGUUCGCAGAUCCUAA